Molecule: messenger RNA, 1670 nt
Organism: Lonchura striata (white-rumped munia)
Lineage: Eukaryota; Metazoa; Chordata; Aves; Passeriformes; Estrildidae
Gene: GLIS2
Product: GLIS family zinc finger 2
Biological process (GO): regulation of transcription by RNA polymerase II
Cellular component (GO): nucleus
Molecular function (GO): RNA polymerase II cis-regulatory region sequence-specific DNA binding; DNA-binding transcription factor activity, RNA polymerase II-specific
Source: RefSeq, a predicted model, not a curated record
GCUCCGGGUGGCACUGGUGCCCCCCGACCGUGCAGUGACCCCUGGGUGUCCCCCGCAGAGCCCACCCCGGCACCAUGCAUUCCCUGGAGGAGCCCUUGGACCUCAAGCUGAGCAUCUCCAAGCUGCGAGCUGCCCGCGAGAAGCGGGGCCCCUCCGGCCCCCGAGCCCGCGCUCCCCAGCGCCCGGACACCCCGCCGGCCGGGGAUGGCCGAGGGGGCAGCCGGGGGGGUCGCCGGGCCGUGCCAGCCCCGCCGUCGCCCGGGCUCCUGGGACACUCCAGGCUGGUGGAGCCGCGGGACGGGCGCUUCCCGGCCGCCGUGCCGGUGGUGGACCUCAGCCUCUCGCCCCGCUCCGGGGGGGAGUCUCCGGCUGGCAGUGCCUCGCUGUCCCCUGAGCGCCAGGGCAGCGGGGACCUGCCCGGCCCCCUCACCCCACACGAUUUCCAGUCCCUGCGCUACAUCGAUGGCCUCCCCAGCUCCUUCCAGUUCUUCCUGCCGCUGGGGGCCGGGGGGGCCCUGCACCUGCCCCCCGCCGCCUUCCUGCCCCCCAGCAAGGAGAAACGGCUCCCCCCCGAGCUGCCCCUGCCCAAGCAGCUCGUCUGCCGCUGGUCCAAGUGCAACCAGUUCUUCGACCUCCUGCAAGACCUGGUGGACCACGUCAACGACUUCCACGUCAAACCCGAGAAGGACGCGGGGUACUGCUGCCACUGGGAGGGCUGUGCCCGCCAUGGCAGGGGCUUCAAUGCCAGGUACAAGAUGCUGAUCCACAUCCGGACGCACACCAACGAGAAGCCGCAUCGCUGCCCCACCUGCAACAAGAGCUUCUCCCGCCUGGAGAACCUGAAAAUCCACAACCGCUCGCACACAGGUGAGAAGCCCUACAUCUGCCCCUACGAAGGCUGCAACAAGCGUUACUCCAACUCCAGCGACCGCUUCAAGCACACCCGCACGCACUACGUGGAGAAGCCCUACUCCUGCAAGAUGCCGGGCUGCCACAAGCGCUACACCGACCCCAGCUCCCUCCGCAAGCACAUCAAAGCCCACGGCCAUUUCGUGUCCCCCGAGCACCCGGAGAUGCUCAAGGUCCACCCGCCUCCCAAAACGUCCCUGGGCUCGGCGGAGGUGCCCUACGUUAACGGGGCGCAGCUCGUCAUCCCCAACCCCGCCGCCCUCUUCGCUCCGCCGGGGCUGCCGGCGCUGCCCAUCCCUUUGGCACCGGCGCCGCUCGACCUCAGCGCGCUGGGCUGCGGGGCUGCGGGCGCGCUGCCCGCCCUGCCCGGCCCCGUCCUGCCCCUCAACGGCGGCCCCUUGAACUUGGCCAAGAGCCCGCUGCUGCCCUCGCCCUUCGCGGCGGGGCUGGGGCUGCCCGUCAUGUCGCUGCUGGCCGGCGGGGCCAAGGCCGAGGGGGAGAAGGGCAGCGGGGCCGAGGGGCGGCCGCCCAAGGCGGGCAAGGGGCUGGAGAGCCGGAAGGAGAGGGGCGAAAGGACGGAGCCGGGGCGGCCGCGGGUGCCCCCCGAGAGCCUGGCGCUGUUGCCGGGGGCCGUGCUCGACCUCUCGGCCGGUGUCAGCUCGGGGGGCAGCCCCGAGGCGCUGCCCCCCGGCUGGGUGCUCAUCCCCCCCGGCUCCCUGCUGCUCAAACCCGCCGCCGUCAACUGAGGGGUCCGACGAUGC